Saccoglossus kowalevskii is the source of this 2382-nucleotide messenger RNA. RefSeq names its product casein kinase II subunit beta. The record is from RefSeq and is a predicted model, not a curated record. Lineage: Eukaryota; Metazoa; Hemichordata; Enteropneusta; Harrimaniidae. Gene Ontology annotation, cellular component: cytoplasm; protein kinase CK2 complex. Gene Ontology annotation, molecular function: protein kinase regulator activity.
UGCAAGGGAAGCCAUUUAUAUCUUGAAAUUUUGCGUGGUGUUAUCAUCGAUAAAUUUGAGGAAAUUGAGCAAAAUUUGUAGUUUAGGGUGGUGAUUUUUGGUCAGUGGUGAAUCGUGAUUUCUCCAAAAUUUAAGUAGGCCAAAAUGAGUAGUUCAGAAGAAGUCUCAUGGAUUUCCUGGUUUUGUGGACUCAGGGGAAAUGAAUUUUUUUGUGAGGUUGAUGAAGAUUACAUUCAAGAUAAAUUUAACCUAACAGGUUUAAAUGAACAAGUACCACAUUAUAGGCAAGCUUUAGAUAUGAUAUUAGACUUAGAACCAGAUGAUGAACUAGAAGAGAAUCCAAAUCAGAGUGAUUUGAUUGAACAAGCAGCUGAAAUGCUUUAUGGACUUAUACAUGCAAGAUUCAUCAUGACAAAUAGAGGCAUAGCACUUAUGCUUGAAAAAUAUCUUCAAAAUGAUUUUGGUCAUUGUCCACGGGUAUAUUGUGAAAAUCAACCAUGUUUACCAAUAGGACUUUCUGAUGUACCUGGUGAAGCAAUGGUUAAACUGUAUUGUCCUAAAUGCCAGGAUGUAUACACUCCUAAAUCGUCACGUCAUCAUCACACUGAUGGUGCCUAUUUUGGCACAGGAUUCCCACAUAUGUUAUUCAUGGUACAUCCAGAGUACAGACCUAAGCGACCACCAAAUCAGUUUGUUCCCAGAUUGUAUGGUUUCAAGAUCCAUCCGAUGGCAUACCAGAUACAAGCCCAGGCAGCAUCGUCUCGUAACCGCACUGCCACUGCUCGGCCACGCACUGCCAAACCCCAUUACAAAUAGCAUGGAAACUUUUCCAGAUCCCUUCUGUUUCUGGCAUGUGCGCAAUACCCCUCAUCAACCUCAAAAAAAGAAAAACUCACCUGUACAUUAUUUACAAGUAUUUUACAUAACUUUCAAAUCAACCCCUUUAUAUUUUCUUUUGUAUCCCAUUGUGAACUUCUUCUGAAUGUCUUGUGCAAAUCUUUGUGUUGCUGUACCAUGUAUAUUUUGCCUUCACAUCAGAUGAUCAAAACACGGUUACAUUGUGCUGGGGUUUUGCUGUACAUGUACAAAGUGCAAUUGUCGAAUGAAACAUUGUGAUAAAAAGACUUUGUUAUAUGCCUAUGGGUACUUUUUUUUUUUUUUUUGAACAGAAUUGAUAGGUUGCAUUAUUUCUUUUAUGUUUUGAUAACUUAUUAGUCACUUCCUAUUGGAUAUUGAAGCCUAUGCUUUUGAAACUAAAACAACACGUUUGUGAAAUUUUCUACAAAGGAGGUCGGAAUUGGAAUCUUUGGUCAUGUUAAUUUUUUCUACAUGAGCUUCAACAAAAAAUUCUGUUUUGAAUUACAACUGAUGGCUUGACCAUAAUUCACCAGAGAUACCAAUCUCAUCAGAAUGUUUUAUUGAGUGUCAACGUCAACUUCGGAAUUGUUUUUGCAUUGAUUUUCUUACUGUUGACCUACUGUUGAAAAAUGUCAGUCCACCUUGAAAUGGUAUAUCACUAUUCAGGACAAAAGACAGUGUUCACAGAUUGAAAUGGUACAUAAAAUGAUUAUUAUUGAUCAAUGUGAGCUACAACAAAAGUACUGUAGAAUGUGUCCAUUGUUUAACUGGAUUUGAUGUUGCAUAUUGUUAAAUCUGAAUAUGCUCUAGUGACACAGUAAGCAAAAAUAAAACUAUAAAUGAAUCUUUUCACCACCAUACUUUCUUGCCCAAAUUUUCAUGCACUUUUUUUUGAUAUUCUUCAAUAUUUCUGGAAAUGAACCCUAACUUUGGAGCCAACAUACAAAAUUUGAGUCAAUUUUCUGAUUUUACUAAAAACAUUUGGCUAUUUUUGUCCCAAUCUUUUGAAGGAAAUUGCAGAUUAUAAACAGGACUAUUUUGUGAAUUUGUGAUGAAAAGAGGGAACUGGUGGUGAAAAGGAUAUCCUACUACAGAAUUGAAAGAUUCAUGUAGCCUGCAUAAAUUAUCAAGAACGAUAAGUUUUAAAUUGGAUCACAAUUUGGAAAUACACGUGACCCAGUUUAUCGAUUUAACUUUAAUACAUACAAAAACAACUUAUUGAAGUGAUUUGGUGAAGCAUAUCCCACACUUUUUGACCUUUCAGGAGAACUUCUAUGAUAAACUUGUACCAUAGAUGGUCAGUGAACACAAUCACUCUCUGCUGUUAACAGUAAAUUUGAAUAGUUGUUUAAAAAUUCUCCUGAUGUAAGAAAUGUCAACCGUCAUGGGGCUCUGUGUCUUGGUUGCUGAAUUUAAACUGAUCUUAUUUUGAUUCUUUGUUCCAGUGAAGCCUACCAAUCAUAUUUAAUGAUAAUAAAUCUGCCUUGCCAUGCAUUUAAUUGCACAGGCUUGAAAGUUAAAAAA